Messenger RNA from Juglans regia (Persian walnut), 1871 nucleotides. Its product is annotated as aluminum-activated malate transporter 8-like. The transcript is spliced from 6 exons. The coding region runs from base 64 to 1620 and encodes 518 amino acids. The record is from RefSeq and is a predicted model, not a curated record. NCBI's taxonomy places the organism in Eukaryota, Viridiplantae, Streptophyta, Magnoliopsida, Fagales, Juglandaceae. Gene Ontology annotation, cellular component: plant-type vacuole membrane. Gene Ontology annotation, biological process: malate transport.
UCUCUCUAGUAUCAUUCUUCGCAUAUAUACUAGCUUUCCUCCACUAGUUCUCUUUAGCUAGCCAUGGAGAUCGAGCCAGCAACUCCAGGAAAAGCCAGGCUUUUCGCCCGUGGAUGGAGCUGGCUCAAGGCCUUGCCUGCAAGGAAGUUCAAGAAGGUUGUGGAGGCUGCAAAGAGCAUAAAGCAGCUUGGACAAGACGACCCAAGACGAGUCAUCCACUGCCUAAAAGUGGGACUGGCUCUCACAUUGGUGUCCUUGUUAUAUUAUUGUAAACCUCUGUAUGAGGUAUUUGGUGGUUCGGGAAUAUGGGCUGUGAUAACAGUGGUACUGGUCUUGGAAUUUACAGUUGGUGCAACCAUCAGCAAAGGUCUAAAUAGAGGUUUUGCAACAUUAUUUGCUGGUGCUUUGGCGAUUGGAACCGAGCACUUUUCACGUCUCUUUGACAGGAAAGCAGAGCCCAUUGUCCUCGGGGUCUUUCUGUUCUUGCUAGCUACAACAUCAUCAUUCACACGAUUCAUUCCACGGAUAAAGGCAAAAUAUGACUAUGGGGUCCUGAUUUUUAUAUUGACAUUUACCUUGGUAUCAGUCUCGGGUUAUCGGACUGAAAAUCUCUUAGAGGUGGCCUAUCAAAGACUCUCAGCAAUUGCAAUAGGAGGAGCAACCUGCAUAAUUAUGUCCGUAUUUGUUAGUCCUGUAUGGGCUGGCAAAGAUCUUCACAAGUUAACUGCUUCCAAUUUAGAAAAGCUUGCAAACUAUCUAGAAGGUUUUGGAGGUGAAUAUUUUCAGGCAGACCCUGAUCAUGAGGAGGAAGGGAUCAGUACUAUCACGGCGGCCUCUAACUCUAAGCUGGAUGAUAAAGCACUUCUUCAAGGAUACAAAAGCGUCCUCAAUUCAAAAAACACUGAAGAAUCCUUGGCAAGUUUCGCAAGAUGGGAACCAGGACAUGGUGGUUUUCACUUCCGUCAUCCAUGGAACCAGUAUUUGAAGAUUGGAGCCCUUGCUAGACAAUGUGCUCAUCGUAUUGAAGUUCUUGAUGGCUACAUCAACUCCGACAUCCAGGCACCGCUAGAAAUCCGAAAUAAAAUACGAGAAUCGAGUACAAAGAUGUGCUUAGAAUCGAGCCAGGCAUUAAGAGCAUUAGCAUCAUCAAUUAAAACGAUGACAGACCCUUCGGCUGCCGAUCCUCAUGUGAAAAAUUCCGAAACCAGCAUCAAUGACCUCAAAAUUGCACUCGAAUCUGCCUCAAAACUAGAGAACGUAGACCUCCUGGCAAUUAUACCCAUUGCCUCAGUUGCUUCAAUACUAAUAGAAAUCACUAGAUAUGUGGAGAGAAUCUCUGAAUUGGUCCAUGAGCUUUCUCUCCUAGCGUAUUUCAAGAGUGCUGCAACAUCAGUUCAGCAGGAACCAGGAAGCGGACUACAUCGCGGAAGUGUAAAACCUGUUUUUGAUGAUGAUAGUGACCGUAGUGUUACAAUCAUAGUGCAAGCAACAAACGUUAAAAUCAUAGAUCAUCAGUAUGAUCCCUCAAAUACGGACUUACAGGAAAAUGGAAUUCCUGAUCCUGCAGUAAAAUCCGACCGACUUGAAGAACGGUUAAAUUAUAUUUUGGGACGGACGUGAGAGAUUUUGUUAGGAGUUUUUUAAGAAGGAAAUUAUACGAAUAAAUUCUUAUGGACAUUAAGAGAGAGUAAUCUUGUCAAUCUAGUAGUAGGUUGAUGUAGUUAAUAUUUUUAGUUUCGUCUUUGAUGAGUUAUAAGUAGAGUUCAUCAUUAUCUCUGUUAUAAGUGGAUCACUCGACGACGUUGUGUGAGUAUUGGAUCACUUGUACUUGAGAACUGGGCAAUUAAUUAGUACGUACUUGUAUCCCUCGA